AUGCCAGCCAUCUGCCAGAUCAGCGUUGCCAGCCAGGCCGCCCACGCUCCCCACCACACGCAGCGCCAGACCGGUCUGCGACGGGCCAAAACCCCAGGCUCCCUGUGCACGGCGGCCCGGCUCACUCCAGGCGCGCUCCUGGCCGCGCUGCUGGCCGCCCCCGCGGCGCUGGCCGAAGCCCCACACCUGGUGCACGUGGACGCGGCCCGCACGCUGCGGCCCCUGAGGCCCUUCUGGAGAAGCACCGGCUUCUGCCCCCCUCUGCCGCACAGCCAGGCAGACCUGUACGACCUCAGCUGGGACCAACAGCUCAACCUGGCCUAUGUGGGCGCCGUCCCUCACGGCGGCAUCCAGCAGGUGCGGACCCACUGGCUGCUGGACCUCGUCACGGCCAGGUGGGUGUGCACGGUGAGCGGCACCCCCCGGAGGCAGCGCGUGAGGACAGUGGCCAGGGCCCUGUCCUGA
Messenger RNA from Condylura cristata (star-nosed mole), 465 nucleotides. RefSeq names its product iduronidase, alpha-L- (gene IDUA). The transcript is spliced from 3 exons. The record is from RefSeq and is a predicted model, not a curated record. Gene Ontology annotation, molecular function: L-iduronidase activity. The coding region runs from base 1 to 465 and encodes 154 amino acids. NCBI's taxonomy places the organism in Eukaryota, Metazoa, Chordata, Mammalia, Eulipotyphla, Talpidae.